Microcebus murinus (gray mouse lemur) is the source of this 10648-nucleotide messenger RNA. NCBI's taxonomy places the organism in Eukaryota, Metazoa, Chordata, Mammalia, Primates, Cheirogaleidae. The record is from RefSeq and is a predicted model, not a curated record.
UCCCGGCAGGCGCCGCGGCGCACGGCCAAUGAGGGCCCGAGGAUUUGGCGGCGGCGGCGCCCCGAGAGUCGGGGUGGGGGGGCUUUGUGCGCGGCGGCGGCGGCGGCGGGCGCGGGCGGCGGCGGCCAGCGCGGAGGCGGAGGCCGAGGGACCGUGCACAGGUCGCCGCGGAGAGGCGUGCGGAUUCCGAGCCGAGCCCCGAGGACCCCGCCGCCCCGGUCCGGCCGUCAGCCGCAGGCUCCUCUCCGGCAGCGGCGGCUGCGCGGCGACCCCGCUCCCCGCUUCCCUUCCCACCCGUCGCCCGCAGCCCUCCUGUGCCCGCAGCACGCCCGGCCCGGCCCGGCCGCGGCCCUCCUCGGUGCCGGCCGCCAUGGCAGAGGCGUCCGGCGCGGGGAAAAUCUAGCCGGGGGAUUUCAUGCGGCCUAGCCUGGUUCCGUCCGCUCCCCCCGCGGCCCCGGCGGCUGCCCGCGCCCCAGCCCCGCUCCGGGCCUCCGUGUGUCUCCUGUGAGCGUACUGACACGGCCGCGGGGUUAGAAUGGAACAAACUGAAGGCCCGAUGAGAGAAAGGGAAAGUUAAGGAUGCUGGAGCAGAACAAUGGAUUUCUCUUUCUCUUUCAUGCAAGGGAUCAUGGGAAACACAAUUCAGCAACCACCUCAACUCAUUGACUCCGCCAACAUCCGCCAGGAGGAUGCCUUUGAUAACAACAGUGACAUUGCUGAAGAUGGUGGCCAGAUACCAUAUGAAGCUACCUUGCAGCAAGGCUUUCAAUACCCACCUACAACAGAAGAUCUUCCUCCACUCACAAAUGGCUAUCCACCGCCAAUCAGCAUAUAUGAAACUCAAACCAAAUACCAGUCAUAUAAUCAGUAUCCCAAUGGGUCAGCCAAUGGCUUUGGUGCAGUUAGAAACUUUAGCCCCACUGACUAUUACCAUUCAGAAAUUCCAAACACAAGACCACAUGAAAUUCUGGAAAAACCUUCCCCUCCACAGCCACCACCUCCUCCUUCGGUACCACAAACUGUGAUUCCAAAGAAGACUGGCUCACCUGAAAUUAAACUAAAAAUAACCAAAACUAUCCAGAAUGGCAGGGAAUUGUUUGAGUCCUCCCUUUGUGGAGACCUUUUAAAUGAAGUACAGGCAAGUGAGCACACAAAGUCAAAGCAUGAAAGCAGGAAAGAAAAGAGGAAAAAAAGCAACAAGCAUGACUCAUCGAGAUCUGAAGAGCGCAAGUCACACAAAAUCCCCAAAUUAGAACCAGAGGAACAAAAUAGACCAAAUGAAAGGGUUGACACUGUAUCAGAAAAACCAAGAGAAGACCCAGUACUAAAAGAAGAAGCCCCGGUUCAACCAAUAGUAUCUUCUGUUCCAACAACAGAAGUGUCCACUGGUGUUAAAUUCCAGGUUGGUGAUCUUGUUUGGUCCAAGGUGGGAACCUAUCCUUGGUGGCCUUGUAUGGUCUCAAGUGAUCCCCUACUCGAAGUCCAUACCAAAAUUAACACAAGAGGUGCCCGGGAAUAUCAUGUUCAAUUUUUUAGCAACCAGCCAGAGAGGGCUUGGGUUCACGAAAAGCGGGUACGGGAGUAUAAAGGCCAUAAACAGUAUGAGGAAUUACUGGCUGAGGCCACCAAACAAGCCAGCAAUCACUCUGAGAAACAAAAGAUUCGAAAACCUCGGCCUCAGAGAGAACGUGCUCAAUGGGAUAUUGGCAUUGCCCAUGCAGAGAAAGCAUUGAAAAUGACUCGAGAAGAAAGAAUAGAACAGUAUACCUUUAUCUAUAUUGAUAAACAGCCUGAAGAGACUUUAUCCCAAGCGAAAAAGAAUGUUGCCUCCAAAGCCGAAGUUAAAAAAACCCGAAGACCAAGAUCUGUGCUGAAUACUCAGCCAGAACAGACCAAUGCAGGGGAGGUGGCCUCCUCACUACCAAGUACUGAAAUUCGGAGGCACAGCCAGAGGCGGCACACAAGUGUGGAAGAGGAAGAGCCACCUCCCGUUAAAAUCGCCUGGAAAACAGCGGCAGCAAGGAAAUCCUUACCAGCUUCCAUCACAAUGCACAAGGGGAGCCUGGAUUUGCAGAAGUGUAACAUGUCUCCAGUUGUGAAAAUUGAACAAGUGUUUGCGCUGCAGAAUGCUACAGGGGAUGGGAAAUUUAUUGAUCAAUUUGUUUAUUCAACGAAGGGAAUUGGUAACAAAGCAGAAAUAAGCGUCAGGGGGCAAGACAGACUUAUAAUUGCUACACCAAACCAGAGAAAUGAAAAGCCAACACAGAAUAUAUCGUCUCCUGAAGCAACAUCUGGUCCUACAGGCUCAGUAGAAAAGAAGCAACAGAGAAGAUCAAUUAGAACUCGUUCUGAAUCAGAGAAAUCCACUGAGGUUGUGCCAAAGAAGAAGAUCAAAAAGGAGCAGGUUGAAACAGUUCCUCAGGCUACAAUGAAGACCGGAUUACAGAAAGGUGCCAGCGAGAUUUCAGAUUCCUGUAAACCUCUAAAGAAAAGGAGUCGCGCCUCAACCGAUGUAGAAAUGACUAGUUCAGCAUACAGAGACACAUCUGACUCCGAUUCUAGAGGACUGAGUGAUCUGCAGGUAGGCUUUGGAAAGCAAGUAGAUAGCCCUUCAGCUACUGCAGACGCAGAUGUUUCUGAUGUCCAGUCCAUGGAUUCAAGCUUGUCAAGAAGAGGCACUGGCAUGAGUAAGAAGGACACUGUAUGUCAGAUCUGUGAAAGCUCUGAUGACUCUCUGAUUCCUUGUGAGGGAGAGUGCUACAAACACUUUCACCUGGAGUGCCUGGGGCUGACGUCACUCCCUGAGGGCAAGUUCAUCUGUGUGGAAUGUAAAACCGGGCAGCACCCAUGUUUUUCAUGUAAGGUGUCUGGUAAAGAUGUGAAGCGCUGUUCUGUGGGUGCUUGUGGGAAGUUCUAUCAUGAAGCCUGUGUCCGCAAAUUCCCCACUGCCGUCUUUGAGUCGAAAGGGUUCCGCUGCCCCCAGCACUGCUGCUCCGCCUGCUCUAUGGAGAGAGACAUCCACAAAGCCAGUAAAGGCCGCAUGAUGAGGUGUUUGAGGUGUCCACUGGCCUACCACUCUGGGGAUGCGUGCAUUGCAGCCGGAAGCAUACUUGUGUCCUCCUACAUUCUCAUCUGUAGUAAUCAUUCCAAACGGAGCAGUAAUUCUGCUGCUGCUGUAAAUGUAGGCUUUUGUUUCGUUUGUGCCAGAGGGCUGAUAGUUCAGGACCAUUCAGACCCCAUGUUCAGUUCAUAUGCCUAUAAGUCCCACUACCUACUGAAUGAAUCAAAUCGUGCUGAGUUGAUGAAAUUACCUAUGAUUCCUUCUUCGUCAGCUUCCAAAAAGAAAUGUGAGAAAGUUAUUAAGACUGUUUAUUUGUUUCAAGGUGGAAGAUUGCUCUGCUGUGAAUCGUGCCCGGCUUCCUUCCACCCGGAAUGCCUGAGCAUAGACAUGCCAGAAGGCUGCUGGAAUUGCAAUGACUGUAAAGCUGGCAAGAAACUACAUUACAAGCAGAUUGUUUGGGUCAAAUUGGGAAAUUACAGAUGGUGGCCAGCGGAGAUCUGCAAUCCCAGGUCUGUGCCACUGAACAUCCAGGGCCUUAAACAUGACUUGGGGGACUUCCCUGUGUUCUUCUUUGGUUCUCAUGACUACUAUUGGGUGCACCAGGGCAGAGUGUUCCCUUAUGUUGAAGGAGACAAAAGCUUUGCUGAGGGACAGACUAGUAUUAACAAGACCUUCAAAAAAGCACUAGAAGAAGCUGCAAAACGUUUCCAGGAAUUGAAAGCACAAAGAGAAAGUAAAGAAGCCCUAGAGAGUGAAAAAAACUCAAGAAAACCCCCUCCCUACAAACACAUCAAAGCUAACAAAGUAAUAGGAAAGGUUCAGAUCCAGGUUGCCGACCUGUCGGAGAUUCCCCGCUGUAACUGCAAGCCGGCUGACGAAAACCCUUGCGGCUUGGAAUCAGAGUGCCUGAACAGAAUGCUGCAGUACGAGUGCCACCCGCAGGUGUGCCCCGCUGGAGAGCGAUGUCAGAACCAGUGCUUCACAAAGAGGCUCUACCCCGACGCAGAGAUCAUCAAAACCGAGCGAAGAGGCUGGGGCCUCAGGACCAAAAGGAGCAUUAAGAAGGGUGAAUUUGUAAACGAAUAUGUUGGUGAAUUAAUUGAUGAAGAAGAAUGCAGAUUGCGAAUCAAGCGAGCCAACGAGAACAGUGUAACUAAUUUUUAUAUGUUAACUGUUACCAAGGACCGUAUCAUUGAUGCUGGCCCAAAAGGAAAUUAUUCUCGCUUUAUGAACCACAGUUGUAAUCCAAACUGUGAAACACAGAAGUGGACAGUGAAUGGAGAUGUUCGAGUUGGACUUUUUGCUCUUUGUGACAUUCCUGCAGGCAUGGAGUUGACAUUUAAUUAUAACCUGGACUGUCUGGGCAAUGGCAGAACAGAGUGCCACUGCGGGGCAGAUAACUGCAGUGGUUUUCUAGGAGUGCGGCCAAAGUCGGCGUGUGCGUCAACAGCUGAAGAGAAGGCAAAAAAUGCUAAGUUAAAGCAGAAGAGACGAAAAAUCAAAACAGAACCAAAGCAUAUGCAUGAAGAUCACUGUUUUCGAUGUGGAGAUGGUGGAGAGCUGGUCAUGUGUGACAAAAACGACUGUCCCAAAGCGUACCACCUCUUAUGCCUUAACCUGACGCAGCCACCGUACGGAAAGUGGGAAUGCCCGUGGCAUCAGUGUGACCAGUGCGGCAGCGCAGCGGCCUCCUUCUGUGAGUUCUGUCCACACUCGUUCUGUAAAGACCACGAAAAGGGGGCUCUGGUUCCUUCUGCACUGGAGGGCCGUCUCUGCUGCUCUGAACAUGACCCCCUAUCGCCUGUGUCACCAGAAUACUGGAGCAAGAUAAAAUGUAAAUGGGAAUCACAGGAUCAUGGAGAAGAAGUAAAAGAAUAAAUGGGCGGUGUCCCCCCCUUUCUAUUUAAAUGAAAACAAAUAGAGAAUGCAUUUAAAAAGAAGAGACUUCUACAGUGCAUACAGCCUUUGCCAUCAGAACUGCCUUACUAAAGCGAAAAUGGGAAACCAGUUCAUGCAGGCAGAAGCAGUUGGUGGUGUCUGGUUUUUCUGUUUUGUUGACUUAGGGAUUCUUUUGUGGAGGGUCACAUUCCCUUGAUCUUUUCUUGCCUUUUAUUGUGCUUCAAUGCCUUUGCAUCUGGGAAAAGAGAGAUCUUCGCUUUUAAAAUAAGAACAAAGAAAAAAGAAAGUUUUGUUAAUGAGAUAAAUUUAAAGUCUAAGAUGUGUUCCUUGGUUGUACAAAGCAAAAGAAACCAUCAUUCCUUUAUUUAUUUUCAUUUUUAGGAAUUUCGAGAAGUAUAGUUGAAAUAGUCUAAUCAGUGUAUGUGUGUGUGUUUUAAGUAGGAAUCAGAGAAAGCCCUCUUAGAAAAGGGUAUGAUAAUCUUUAUAUACCUCUUUGCUGAGCAGUAGGUAGGCUGACUUCUCUUCCCCUUCAAAAUGCUUUUCAUAGUCUUAGAGAAGCGCUCUAUGGAAGUAUUAAAUCUGGCCUCUUGAAAACAAAUGCCUCGAUGGAUUUUACCUCUGUGGUCUUAAACUAGGUGGGCUUUGUAAUAUGGUAACUUUAGCCAGAAAGGUAUAUAAUGUGUGUUUUUGUUUUGUAGAAAAAAAAAAAAAGAAUGGAUGUGCUCACUGAUUUUUGAAAUGUUUUCCAUUGACAGGUUUUUUGAUGAAGUGUGUUUAUGUGGAUGUGAAGGCAUGUUGGAAUGGUCAUCCUGUUAUCCUGACACACUGACAAAAGCAGCUAAAGGGAGAUGAAAGGCACAUACCAAAAGUUGGAUCAUAGAAGUACCAUUUUCUGUCCAGUUUAAUGUAGACUUUGGUCUGACUUGGAGAGAAUUAUGGGCAUUUUAUUUACCGUCUCUGUUUCCCUCUCCUAAUCAAACAUUUCCUGUGUCAGUUGACCAUUCAAUCAUGUUUCUUGGUGAAACUACACAAAUGAAUUUGAAUUGUAUUUGAAUAGAUCUUUUGGGUUGAGUUCCUAAUUUUGGGGGGUGAAAGUAGGACCAUCCCCAAGUUAUAUGCAAACAAUUUCUAUUUAGUAUUAAUAUUACCCAUUACUUAAAAUUGCUCCCAUUGGGUAAGGGGAAGAACUUCUACUUUGACAGGGUACAUAAGAGCCACACAAACACACUUCAUCUUAGGAAGCACUUAGGGAAAACGCCCAAGAAAGUCAGUGUUAGCAAAAGUGGUUGACUGUGAUGCUUGAAUCUUACAGAUACGAGUAUACCAAGAUGUCUGCUCACAAAACUCACUUGCUUUUAAUGCUUAGGAAUAUGUAUAUUCCAGUAUUCCUUGUAUGAAAUAAUUAGUAAUGUCAGACAUUGUUGUAACACUGUACUAAGUAGAAGUCUAGGGUUAGCUUGAAUGAACGUUAACUUCCUCUGUGAAUUUUGACUGCUUACCAUUGCUGGUACCUGGUAGCAUUGAUUUUCCCUCAAGAAGUACCUAGUAACCUUAUGAAGGUAGGGAGGGCAGAUGCUUUACUGCAUUCCUUCAGUUGUAUUAUGUGUGUUCUGUUUUCUUAUCAAUUUAGAGCUCUUCUCUGGAAAGAAGAGAAAAAAAGUUGUUUUGUGCCUCUCCGUUUUUUGUAUGUAAAUGUGCAAUUAUACUGGAUUUUCUCUUGUAAAAAACAAAACAAAACAAAAAAACCAACACUACAAUUCUUUUACUUAAGCUCCUAAACUGCCAUUUGCCUGAUUGCAGCAAUUAAUUCUGAGGUGACUUAUUGGGCUUCCAAUAAUUCUGUUGAUUAGAUAUUGUCCCAAAAGAAAGAGCAAAAUGGAAAAUGCUAUAUACAUGUUACCAAAUGUAAUUGCUAUAAGUAACAUGAAAUACAGCUCACCAAAACACUAAACUUUGCUCUUGAGCAAUUAUAUAGUUUAAUUGUCCUUUUAAAAAAUAAUUUAAGAAAAUCUAGGUUUUAUCAUACUAAAAUUUUAUUUUAUAUAUAUGAUAAACAUUUGGUUUUUUAAACUUAUUAAGGAUUUCCUUUAAUAUUCUAAAUGCAACUCUUGUUGAAACAAUAUUCAACAUGAAAUCUUAUCUCCUUGCUUUGUUUUAGAUUUAGUGCUAUUUAAUAUCUGAUGACUUUUAUAUGGUAAGCCAGGGUACAUCCUAUGUACUGCACAUACUUAGGUUUAAGUAUUUUUCUGCAGCUUCUUCAUUGUGUCACAUUUUUUUUUUAUACCUGUAACAGAGCUCUGCUGGGGUUGUUUAAUCUUUUUUUUUUAUGACUAGUAUUAUUGUUUCGCCAUUUCAGAAAGCAGUGUAGGAAAAAAUAGCUAACCAUAGCUCUGAAGUCUUUGUCCAUGAGUGUUCUUUAAUGGUCUAAAAAGUGAUUUUAGUCAUGCCAGUGCCAAGGGGCUCUCGUCACACCUCCUUCGUGCCAAUGUUCACCUAUUUUAUAUAUUUUAAGGAUGCAGGUUGUAGAAAUAGAAAAAUGUGCUUCAUGUAUGCAUAAGUGUACAUGCAUUGUGCUUGCCUAUGCUACACCAAUGAAAUAUUCUAAAAGACAUAUUGCUCAUUCAUAGUCUGAAGUUGGUAUUUGUUAACUUUUAAAUCUAUAUGUGGUCAGAGUGUAAGUAGUUGGCUUUUGUUGUUGUCCAAAAAUGAAAUAACUUAAAGCAGCAUGGGACAAUGAUGGUAUUUUUUAACCUCAUGUAAAUUGUUUGAAGGAAGAAGUGAAUGUAAGAUUUUUGAUAAUCAGCAGAAAGCUUCAGAAACUGGAUCAGCGCGCUGGGAAACUCAGGCACUGUGCAGCCAGCGGGCAGGACCACUAGUGCUCUGAGGAGUCCGAGGCUGCCAGGCCGGCUGAGGAGGGAGGGUGGUGGCCCUUCAUUCCUGGAAUGCCGAAGCAGCUGGAGGCAGGGGAUCGGGUCUUUAAUGUCUAAUCAGGGCUAGAGAUAGGAGUGAGGUGGGUUUUAUUUUCACUGUUGUUUUAACAAGUUCCUACUCUAUCUUAAUUCUGAAAAGUGAGCUGGCCUAAGCUGUAGAGAAUAGGCUCAGUUCUGGAAUCAUUGAAACUCGGAGAUUUGUGCAUCUGUGUUUAAGUCAAGAACAUAUCUGAAAACUAACAGAAUAAAUAAAAAAAUAAUUGAGGGACUGAGGCUGCUCCCAGCUCCCGUCUGCCAUUUCUGCAUAGUGUUUGGAAACAUGCCCAAAAUAAUGUGUGGGACUGAGAUACUGAGUAUGUAAUCAUGUACAGAACUCUCAAUGGGACAAGCUGUUGGCCAGCUUUCCUGGUUCACAAAGUGGAGUUUCCUUUUUGAGUAGUUUCUUGCAUGGUGUGUUCUAAUCAGGGUCAAACCCAACAAACAGUUUGGAAGCAGUCCAUCUAAACAGAAUGUAGUCUCUGGACUGCCCAGGACUUGUUGCUUAUCUUUCAUUUCAUUUCUAAAUACAAAGCUCUUCCUUUAGCAUUCACCUUAAAAAUCAAGGCACUGCCUGCCACAUGCCAUGUCCUCUAACAGGAUGAGAAAACAAGUUACCACGGAGUGCUCACAGCUUGGGAAGCUCACGUUGGAUGUUCUUCUGUGUGAGGUGAGAUGACAUUGGAAAGUUGUCUUGUUGCUGGGCAGAGCAGAUUAGACUUGAAUCACUUUUUACAAGGCUGAUGUAUCCAUCUAGCCACCGCCAAAUUGUCCAAGUUGGUGUAGACAUGUAGUAACCAAACAGAACAAUUUCCUUCAGCCUAGGGCCACUUAGAAUUGGUCUCUGCUUAUUUGUAAACAAAAAGUGGAACUUUUUUCCAUUUUUAGAUGGACAAGGGAACAGAUGCAAUCAGACAGCUUGCAGUGAAUUCACCAGUACUGAAAAGUUGAAAAUGUAUACGUUCUGAAAUCUCACCAACUUUUACCUGGGGCGGGCUAGCGGGAGAAAAGGGGGUUCUAGGGUAGGGGAGGGGAACGGUAAUGUUUACCACAGGUACGAAGUAGUCACUUUAACAUUGAGACCUCUGCCUCAUUGAAUUCAGGUUUUUUAAGUACUUGAAACUCUUCAGAUUCUCCUUAUUUUACAGUUUCUUUUUAAAUUUACAAAGUAGAAAGCAUUGUUUUGUAUACAGUUUCAAAAAUAAAUAGCCUAGUCUCUUAUCCUCUUUAACUUGGAAUAAAGGCGAAGUUCUGCAAAUGGGAAAGAGUGUUCCCAGUAGCGAUCUCAGAUUUAUUUUACACAUUUGAGGAAGAGACUCCUGCAUGAGAUACCAGCAGCAUUUUUAUGAAUACUUCCUAUGUAUGUUCUUUAUUUUGUCAACCCUAUCCCCAAGCACUUCUUUCCUUUUAAUAUAUGUCUGUGUAGGAAAAAAAAAAAAAUUGCACUUAACGUUACACUCCUGAAAUGCUGUGCGUAGCCUGUGUCUUUCAAAAACUAUUUCCGUUUUUGUUUUUCCGUCAGUCCAUUGCAUAAGCGACAAGUUUGGGUGCUUGUGGCGUAUGGGUAUGAAGGGGGAGGAGGAAAGAGAAUUAUCUUCAGUAGGCUGUAAAAGUUAUUAACGUGUACGUAAAAAGGGAAAAUAGAAUAGUUGCCAAAGUCAUUUAUUCAGUCCUUGGUUUUCUUACAUGACAUUACCGCAUCUGCUCAUCAGUGAGAAAGCACCCUCAGCUUGUACCGCUCCCCUUCCCUGCCUGCCAGCAGACGCGGUAUGUGCAGAUGGCUCUCGAGUAUCUGUCAGAUUGCCUGCAAGGUAUUUAUAAGGUAUUCUUGUCAGUAUAGAAGUGGACUGGAUAAAACAUUUACUUUGUUGUCAUUAAUAUUAUUUUAUCUCAUUUGUUCUUGUUACAUGCCCUAUGUUAAGAAAAUCAUAUUGCCACUAAUAACCAAGAUGCUAAAUGAUUAUUACAACUGGCUAAUAAGCAUCAUCUUUUUAUAUACAAGGGUGUGUGCAUAUUUGGAAUUGAUAUGAAAUUUAUUUGUACCCAUUUGAGUGAUAUUGCACAACAGAUACCUACAGAUUCCGUUUUCAUUUCCUCGUGUUCUUUAUGAUAAUGAUCUUUGUAGGUUGGUUAUUUCUGUACUUUGUUUAUCUGUAAUAAACUUUGUAGACCCUGUGAAAUGUUAUUUUGCCUAAAUCACUUGAGACUUGAGUCUUUAAUAACAAAGCAUCAUUAUUCACUAAAGUCAAUCUCUUUUGAGUUUCUGUGACUUGGCUAGCUCUUGACACUAAGGGAUUAGUGUUGAUUUUCCCUGGGGGUGUUCCACUAGGGCAUUACUGUAUAAUGACUUGAUGUUGCCACAUAGACUUCAAGAUAUAUAUUUUGAGGAUUUUGUUGAUUUGCUUAUGUUUUAUUGCAUAGUGUGAAACGCGUAAAGCUUGGUUAGCAACCUGUAUAUAGAUAGUUUAUUGUUGGCUAGUCAUAGUGUAUUUAGGAUUGCCUGUAAUAUUUAAGCUUCUUACUGAUGUGUGUGCUGGUAGGAACAUAAUUUUUGUAUAUUUACUGAGAUAUGUUACCUUUUUUAUUUUACAAAUACUUUGGAAUUCAAAUGUGUUUUUCUGCUUCCGUGAGGAUUAAUUUGGAAAGGUUUUUAAUGACAUUCCACUGAUUUCAGACUUUGCUUGAGAUUGACUUCAAUAAAUUGUCCUGUAUGUCCCAAAUU